AUAAACAUAAUUACAUUUAUACUGCUACUCUCCCUCACCUUAAGCAUCAUCCUAACCACCAUCAACUUCUGACUCGCCCAAAUAAACCCAGAUGCAGAAAAACUAUCACCCUACGAAUGCGGCUUCGACCCACUAGGCUCUGCUCGACUCCCCUUUUCAAUCCGAUUCUUCCUAGUAGCUAUCCUAUUCCUACUAUUCGACCUAGAAAUCGCCCUUCUACUCCCACUCCCCUGAGCAAUUCAACUCUCACAGCCCCUACUAACACUCCUAUGAACCUCUAUUCUUCUCCUCCUUCUCACACUAGGAUUAGUAUACGAAUGAAUCCAAGGGGGCCUCGAAUGGGCAGAAUAA
Molecule: messenger RNA, 351 nt
Organism: Struthio camelus australis
Lineage: Eukaryota; Metazoa; Chordata; Aves; Struthioniformes; Struthionidae
Source: the annotation of a RefSeq genome assembly